This is a messenger RNA of Boleophthalmus pectinirostris (great blue-spotted mudskipper), 1302 nucleotides long. It is a transcript of the gene rom1a, whose product is annotated as retinal outer segment membrane protein 1a. Bases 1 to 1038 code for a protein of 345 amino acids. Lineage: Eukaryota; Metazoa; Chordata; Actinopteri; Gobiiformes; Gobiidae. The record is from RefSeq and is a predicted model, not a curated record. Gene Ontology annotation, biological process: visual perception. Gene Ontology annotation, cellular component: membrane. The transcript has 4 exons.
AUGGUUGUGAUGAAGAUGAAAUUUCCUUUUGAGAAAAGAGUAAAGCUGGCCCAGGGACUGUGGCUCCUCUCGUGGUGUGCCACUGUGGCUGGCGCAAUGACCUUCAGCCUUGGGUGCAUCCUCAAAACAGAGCUUCGCAGGAGAGGAGAGGUAAUGGACAACACCGACAUACACAUUGUACCAAACACCCUCAUGAUCGUGGGUCUGGCCUCUUUGGGAAUCAACUACUUUGCCGGAAAGAUUGGCCAAGAUGCUCUAGAUGCCGGCAGAUUUCCUCGCUGGAAGAAUUUCUUGAAGCCCUAUUUUGCAAUCUCCUGCUUCUUCACAGUCCUUAUGUUACUGACCGUUGUUAUGAACUACGCCAUGAAGGGCAGUCUGGAGUCCUCACUAAAGGUGGGCCUAAGAAACGGCAUUCGCUUUUACAAAGACACAGACACCCCGGGGCGAUGCUUUCAAAAACAGAAUAUCGAUCGACUACAGAUGGAGUUUCAGUGUUGUGGAAACAAUGACUUCAGGGACUGGUUCGAAGUGCAAUGGAUCAGCAACCGCUACCUGGAUUUCAGCUCAAAGGAAGUCAAAGACCGAAUCAAAAGCAAUGUGGAUGGCCGGUACUUGGUAGAUGGAGUCCCAUUCAGUUGCUGUAACCCCAGUUCUCCAAGGCCGUGCAUCCAGCACCAGCUAAUGAAUAAUUCUGCGCACUAUAACUACGACUAUGAGACCGAGGAACUCAACAUCUACAUUAGUGGCUGCAGAGAGGCGCUACUAGACUACUAUAUGAGCCUGAUGAAUACUAUUGGUACUGGUGUGUUUUCUGCAUUCCUCUUACAGGGCUCAGUGCUGGUGAGUUUGCGGUUCUUGCAGACUUCUAUGGAGGCAGUGGUAGGAAAGGAGAACACAGAGAUAGAGACAGAGGGGUACCUGCUGGAGAAGGGUGUAAAGGACACUGUCUUGGAGUACUUGGACCCAGUACUGAAGUUCUUUCUCCUUAAGAACCAGGUUCAAGAAGGAGCUGAGACAACAGGCCCUGAAAAUGCCUGAACAUACAAGAAACACACUAUAUUUUAUCUUUACGCAGAGAAACUGAUGAACAAGUGAUUACAUCCCAGCAGAUCAAUAAUACAAAUUCCGAAUGGCAUACCUUUCCCCUUACUUACAAAGGACACAUUCAGUGGAUUACACUUGAUUUAUUAUCUAGUGAAAAUUUACAAAAUAUCCUGUAUAUUUUUUAUCUUUUCUUAAUCAAAUAAAUGUAAAUAAUAGCCUACUAUGUUAUAUUUUUCUUGCUGUAAUAUUACCAAAUUA